AGAAGACAUCCCAGCUUCAGCAACAUAAACAUAAACACAAUCUAAGAUCAAAAAAUGUUUUUCUAAAAAACAAGUUUAAUCCUUGAUGUCUGGCAUUAAAUAUUUAUCAAGGAUGUGAAAGAAUGCUAGGGAAAUUAUAGCAUUACCUGCUGACAAUCCUCCUUGUGAGGACAUCCGGGGGCGAUAUGAUCGCAUCAGCAGGACUGCGUAUCCACGGUCGGCCCGGGACUAACCACUUCCACCAGUUCCGUACCCUAUCAAGCAACCACAACCAGUUGGGGACCAUAUCUACUAGCCACGGACCCCCUGGGAAGCAUGAUUAUAGGAGUGCAUUAUGCAACGCCCUGGUCUCGGUUGCUGUCAUGAUAGCUGGCAUCGUUUUCACAGUUAUGGGCUUUGUUGACAUUUUUGGUUCCGGGGUCACACUGCUGGGAAUGCUAAUGAUUGCAGUGGCUGUUCUGAUUGGUCUGUACGCCCUACGCCUCUACCUGAUAGCCGGUGGCAGGAAAGGUCAUGACCCCUCUGUUCAGGCACAGCCUGGGACAGUGGCUUCCAUGGUGAUAGAACGAGAAGAUGAGUGCGGCACCCUGACCGUUGUCAUGGAUACGACUAACAUGGAAACCACUUGUCAGGCCAGGUAUUACACCUGGUUGAGUGACUGUGACCAGUUGCCGUGCUACCAUGAGGCUACAGCAGACAUGUGUAUGGAGGAUGUGGAUUACAACACAGAAGUAUCAGGCGACGGUGGGCCUGAGUCCUCUAGCGACGUCAUCAUUAACACUGGGGAUGGGGAACUCCCGCCCCCAUAUUAUCAGGCUAUGGGACACAGAGUGAUUGAAGAAAGUACAGGUGACCUAACAAGCAUCACAAAUGGUCAAGGUCACUCUGAGGUCGAUGAUGAUUGUCAUGACAAUGAUAACAGUGAUAAUGGCAACUGUACAUGUGACAAUCAAGGUGACGAGAGUCAUUCACAUUGUCGCAGUAGUUCACAGAAUAAUCUUGAUGCCAGUGAUGAUUAUAACUUGGUUAAAAGUCGUAGUAAUAAUAGUGAGAUGCGAAACUGUGGUACAAGCUUGCAUGCAGAGUGUCCAGAGAGGACUAGUUUACCAAGUGGAGGGGGUGGGACCUUAGGAGGGGUGAGUAGGCAAAUUGGGGUCCAGGAAGGGGAUGGAAAUCAAGAGAGGGGACAAGAGGGGGCCACAGGGACCUCAUGGCAGCAGGACAGCAGGGCUAAGCCCAAAGAAACACUGGCACAUUAUCAGGAUAUGUCGCCAAUUACAAUCUAG
This is a messenger RNA of Mya arenaria, 1286 nucleotides long. RefSeq lists its product as uncharacterized. Lineage: Eukaryota; Metazoa; Mollusca; Bivalvia; Myida; Myidae. The transcript has 6 exons. Bases 186 to 1286 code for a protein of 366 amino acids. The record is from RefSeq and is a predicted model, not a curated record.